Arachis stenosperma is the source of this 2545-nucleotide messenger RNA. Its product is annotated as sulfhydryl oxidase 2. Gene Ontology annotation, cellular component: Golgi membrane. Gene Ontology annotation, molecular function: protein disulfide isomerase activity; flavin-dependent sulfhydryl oxidase activity. The record is from RefSeq and is a predicted model, not a curated record. The transcript has 11 exons. Lineage: Eukaryota; Viridiplantae; Streptophyta; Magnoliopsida; Fabales; Fabaceae. Gene Ontology annotation, biological process: protein folding. Bases 334 to 1869 code for a protein of 511 amino acids.
GUGGUUCCGCCAUCUUCAAAAGCAAAGCAAAACGUAAUUUGUACCCUUUUCUGCUUCGUCUUUCCCUUCCCAACAACACCUUCACCAUCUUCAUCAUCAACAUAGUCACCACCACCAUUAACAUAACCCCAUAAAACUAUUUUUUUUUUCAAAAAUAAAAAUAAAAGACUGUUCCAGAGAGAGAACUGAAAAACACUAGCAGAUCCAUUCAUCUUCUCCACCCCACCUUCAAAAACCUCUCCUUUCUCCUUUCUCCAUUUUUUGUUAAUAAUCCUCAAAACCCUAGUCCUCGCGCAAUCCAUACGUUGUGAUCUACCUUUUUUUGUCUCUCUUAUGUCUGGGAUGUAUUCGUAUCUGGGUCUAUUCCUGUGCUUGCUUUCUGUGUGCUCCGCCGCAACCUCGUUUUCUUCACGGCGUGUGAUCCUUCGAGAGGUCAACGACAAUGGUGGUGAUCAUGCUGAUUACGCUGUUGAGCUGAAUGUUACCAAUUUCGAUGCUGUUCUGAAGGAUACCCCUGCUACUUACGCUAUUGUUGAGUUCUUUGCCCAUUGGUGCCCUGCUUGCAGGAAUUAUAAGCCUUACUAUGAAAAGGUCGCAAGGUUAUUUAAUGGCCCUGAUGCAGUGCAUCCAGGAAUAAUACUAAUGACACGGGUAGAUUGUGCAUUAAAGAUAAAUACUAAACUAUGUGAUAAGUUUUCUGUUGGUCAUUAUCCCAUGCUUUUUUGGGGGCCUCCUACUAAGUUUGUUGGUGGUGGUUGGGAACCUAAACAAGAGAAAAGCAGUAUACGUGUGAUUGAUGAUGGACGCACUGCUGAUCGGUUGCUUAAUUGGAUCAACAAACAACUAGGCAGUACAUACGGCCUGGAUGAUCAGAAGUUUGAAAAUGAGCAUCUUCCAUCCAAUAUAUCAGACUCUGAACAGGUUGCAAGAGCUAUCUAUGAUGUGGAAGAGGCAACUUCUACAGCAUUUGACAUCAUUCUAGAGCACAAGAUGAUAAAACCAGGAACUCGGGCUUCAUUAAUAAAAUUUCUUCAGCUUCUGACAGCACAUCAUCCUUCUAGGAGAUGCCGGAAGGGUACUUCAGAAUUACUUGUGAGCUUUGAUGACUUGUACCCAGCAGAUUUUGAAACACCUAAUAGGCUGGAUGAUGAUAAGGGUUCCGUUAAGAACAUAAAGAUAUGUGGAAAAGAUGUGCCUCGUGGAUACUGGAUGUUCUGCCGUGGCAGUAAGAAUGAGACCAGAGGUUUUAGUUGCGGUUUAUGGGUUCUUCUGCAUUCACUCUCUGUAAGGAUAGAGGAUGGAGAAAGUCAGUUUACAUUUAGUGCAACAUGUGAUUUUGUUCAUGACUUCUUUAUAUGCGAGGAAUGCCGACAACAUUUUUACAGGAUGUGUUCAAGUGUUUCUAGUCCUUUCAACAAAGCCCGCGACUAUGCUCUCUGGUUGUGGAGCACCCAUAAUAAGGUCAACGAAAGGUUGAUGAAAGAAGAAGCUUCUCUUGGCACUGGUGACCCGAAAUUCCCAAAGACAAUUUGGCCUCCAAAGCAACUCUGUCCUUCCUGUUAUCUAGGCAUUGACCAGAAGAAUAAUAAAAUCGAAUGGAACCAGGAUGAGGUCUUCAGGUUUUUGACUAAUUAUUACAGAAACACACUUACUGCUCUAUACAAGGACAAGAGCAUUGUUGGAAAUGAUGAGGCUGAGGUAGCCGUUGAAGAUCUGAUCGUCGCAAAUAAUGCAAUCGUGGUGCCUCUGGGAGCUGCAUUGGCAAUAGCUUUUGCCAGCUGUGCUUUUGGCGCACUUGCUUGCUACUGGCGUUCACGGCAAAAGAGUCGGAAGUAUUUCCACCGCCUAUACUCUUUAAAGACAAUAUGAUAAUUAGGAGGGUAAUAAACCUCUUUAAGAUUAACUAGGAAUAAUAACUGUAUAGCCAGAAGACAUUAAACGGCAGUAUAAGGAGAGAAAAAUUUCUAAAUUGAUGGGGCGUUGAGAUUCUCAGUUAUUUGAUGUGUUGUUUGAUUUGCUUAAUAUUUCAGGCCAAGGAGAACAUGGAAAUAGGUAUAGAAGACAUGUACACAGAAGAGAUUGGGUGCAUAUCAGCUCCUUCUGAGAGCCUUGACAAAGUGUCCAUUUUGAAUCCAUACUUGCUUGAUUGAUGUACAGAAUACAAUUCUUGCUUUUUUAGAUCAUUAUUGAUCUAUGCUACCUUCUUUCACUUUCUUUUUGGGUUGAGCUCACAUGUUGUCUAAUGUGUGGAAGUUGGGAGAAAGUAGCAAAUGACUUGUAACAUUUUUGCUGUGUAAUUGAGUUAUUUUGUACUAUCAAAGUAACUAUAUAAACUAUAAGCCAGAAUUGCAUCAUAUAUAAUUCACUUUUUAGCAAACAUUUGAAUGAAAUCACAGGAUCUCAUGGAUAAGGGUAGGCCGUAUUACUUUUAAGAGAAACUAACUGGUUUUUUAAGAGAAACUUAGUGUUUUAAUAUGAAAAUCCGGGUAAUGGAAAUUUCCCAAGCUUUGUUGUAACCAUAUACUUGCCGUGUAUUUCUCCUUUU